AGCCGAUAAAUAUUAAAAAAUAAAAAAUAAAAGAUCAUCUCCACCCUUAAAACUUUGGUCAUGGUAUUCCAAUAACCUCUCUUCUGUUAAGAUGUAUUUCUUCAUUUUCUAUGCGUUUCUUGAGAAACAGAAUCUAAGCGAAAACGCUGAUGGCCCCACCUAGCAAAGUAUAGCAUAGCAUAACAGCAAAUACCUAUGUCAUUCUUUUCCCACUAGCUCAAAAGCCACAACUUGUGCCUCAAAAGACUCAAAAACACAAUCACCAUUGACUGACCGAGUCAGCUUCCAGUGAUCUCUUCCUUCUUCUUGUUCAUAAAUCCUUUAAGGUUCAUGGAUCAAGGAUAUCAGCAUUUGUGCCUUGCGAAAGCAAGGAGAUUGCUUUUUCUAGUGGGAGCAACAGUUGCUAUAGUUAUAGUGGUUCAAUAUCUUGAAUUUCCAUCUAGUAGAGUUUUAGUCUCUCUUUUCUCUGCCGUCAACACUAGAAGCUUCAUGUCCAGAAAUUCAUCGACAGGUUUGGAAGUGCUAGGUAACAUGACACUUUCAAAUGGUUUAAACACAACUAACACAGGUAUACUUCAUGAGACAACAGAUAGUGAUGAAGCCUCAGAUGACAAGAAAGAAACAGCCGAAGUUAGCAAAUCAGAAGAAAAGGAAGGAAGUCCAAAUAAUACUAAUGAAUCGGAAAGGAAAAGAGGCUCAAGUGACAGUUUUGGGUUAGUUUCAAAUGAAACUACAUCAGAUGAUCUUGCAAACCAAGACAAAAAUUCCACGUUAAAUACAAUUAAUGGCUCUGAAGAAAAGAAGGCUAUGGCACCUGAUGCUUCCUAUAUAAAUGUUGAUAAAGACAUUGCUCCAAUAUCAGGAAGAAACAGAAGCUCGGAUGCUGACCCUGGAUACCCAUCAUCUGCACCAACAAUGAUGAAUACAUUCUCUAAUAAAACAUUUUCAACUGAUGAAAAUUCGAGUCCAAUGAUUUUUGAGAGUUCAAACACCUCUUCAGUGAGAAAAGAUACUGCAGGAGCACUUAAAAGAGAUGAGAAUUCCAUGUCUACAAGUGGUUCUUUCUCAUCCAAAGUUACAGCAGCAAAGAGGAAAACAUCCAAGAAACCACCAUCCAGAGUAAUCUCAAUAUAUCAGAUGAAUGAAUUGCUUCGACAGAGUCAUGCUUCAUCCUCUUCAGUGAGACCACUGUGGCCUUCAGGAGUUGACCAGGAAAUGCUAUUUGCAAAAUCACAGAUUGAGAAUGCAUCCUUAGUAAAGAAUGAAAGUAGACUUUAUGCACCUAUAUAUCGCAAUGUUUCCAUGUUUAGGAGGAGUUAUGAACUAAUGGAGAAGAUGCUCAGAGUUUAUGUCUACCAGGAUGGUGAAAAACCCAUCUUCCAUCAGCCAAUACUUGAUGGAAUAUAUGCGUCAGAAGGAUGGUUUAUGAAGCAUAUGGAAGCUAAUGAAAAUUUUGUUACUAAAGACCCUGGAAAAGCUCAUUUAUUUUACCUUCCUUUCAGCUCAAGACUUCUUGAGUUAACACUUUAUGUUCGACACUCACACAGCCGUACAAACCUUAUCGAAUACAUGAGAAAUUAUGCAGGUACGAUAGCAGCAAAAUAUCAUUUCUGGAACAGAACUGGUGGAGCAGAUCAUUUUGUUGCUGCGUGCCAUGAUUGGGCACCUGCUGAAACUAGGGGGCCUUUGCUCAAUUGCAUCAGAGCCCUCUGUAAUGCUGAUAUUGAAGUAGGCUUCAGCAUUGGGAAAGAUGUGUCCCUUCCAGAAACAUAUGUGCGCUCAGCUCAGAAUCCUCUCAAAAAUUUGGAAGGCAACCCUCCCUCCCAAAGACCUAUCCUUGCUUUCUUUGCAGGUAACAUGCAUGGCUAUGUGAGACCAGUUCUUUUGGAUUACUGGGGCAACAAAGAUCCUGAUAUGAAAAUAUUUGGUCCUAUGCCUCAUGUCAAGGGUAAUGCAAACUACAUUCAACACAUGAAGAACAGCAAGUUCUGCAUUUGUCCGAGAGGUCACGAAGUGAACAGCCCACGAAUUGUGGAGGCUAUAUUCUACGAGUGUGUUCCAGUUAUAAUAUCUGAUAACUUUGUGCCUCCAUUUUUCGAGGUUUUAGAUUGGGAAUCCUUUGCUGUGAUUGUCUUGGAGAAAGAUAUCCCAAAUUUGAAGAAUAUACUUGUUUCAAUACCAGAAGAGAAGUAUAUAGAGAUGCAUAAGAGAGUGAAGAAGGUACAGCAGCAUUUUCUUUGGCAUUCUAAGCCUGAGAAGUAUGAUUUAUUUCAUAUGAUUCUCCACUCAGUUUGGUACAAUAGAAUUUUUCGAAUAAGACCUGCUUAAGUCUUGCAUGGUAAUUAUAUAACCUGGAAUGGUUUCUCUUUUUAGUCUAGCUUGAGGUGAGUCAAGCAUCUGGUUGUCGGAGCCUAAAAUCCAUCGCCUUACGCAGCCAUACCCCGCUGCUUCUGUGCCUUAUAC
Molecule: messenger RNA, 2463 nt
Organism: Populus euphratica (Euphrates poplar)
Lineage: Eukaryota; Viridiplantae; Streptophyta; Magnoliopsida; Malpighiales; Salicaceae
Product: probable glycosyltransferase At5g03795
Exons: 5
Coding region: 331-2328 (665 amino acids)
Molecular function (GO): glycosyltransferase activity
Source: RefSeq, a predicted model, not a curated record